AUGGACAUUGUUUUGUUCAUGCUAAACUCUUUUGGUGUUCCAAUAGCCAUCAUCCUAUACACACAUUUCAUCCUUGAUCUGGAAUUAAAAUUUGUGAUUGUAUCUGUGGUAUUCUUAACCCUUCCUCUCACCGCAUUUAUUUUCCCAUUCAUUACAAAUUAUUUUGGGUGUCGUGCUGGUCACAUUGCCACUUUUCAUCAUUUCUUAAGUCUGUUGUUUCAAGCUUUGUUACUUGCACACAAUUUCAAUGUGGACCGAUUAGAUUUAAUUCCAACUUGUCUGUUUUCCGGCCUUGGAAUUUUGGCUGUGUUGGCAUUUCUUGUCCUUUUAAAAAACAAGAAUUCAGCACUGAUAAUCAGCGUUUUCACAGUUCAGUCUCUUAUGUUCGGCCUGUUCAUUUCGAAUCAUUACUAUGCGACAAAGUCGAUACUUGCAGUUUGGAUUCUGUUUAUUGGCCGUUGUUUUGAUGAAAAUUCUGUCUUUUGGGUAACCACGUCAACAAAUGUUGAUACUACUGCUUCUCGCUGGUAUUCAGAUUUCAAGCAAAUUUAUUACGAAAGAACCAACGGCAAGAAAAGACUUUUUAUUGAUGUGACAAUUCAAUGUCUCACUUCACCAUUCCAUUAUUGGGAUUGUCUUGUGCUGUAUAGUUUAAAGGAUAAAAUUACUGCUCUACCAUUUGUUUUAUUACAUUUUACAACGCCUCUUAUUUUAAUAUAUACAAAGUAUAUUGGGUAUGGGUUUAUCGGUCUCUAUCUAAUAGCAUGCUCGCUUGAUUAUAUUAUUAGAGGUCAUGAAAGAUGA
Messenger RNA from Diversispora eburnea, 804 nucleotides. The record is from the annotation of a GenBank genome assembly. Lineage: Eukaryota; Fungi; Glomeromycota; Glomeromycetes; Diversisporales; Diversisporaceae.